Cladocopium goreaui is the source of this 2495-nucleotide messenger RNA. Lineage: Eukaryota; Dinophyceae; Suessiales; Symbiodiniaceae. The record is from the annotation of a GenBank genome assembly.
AUGAAGACUUUGAAACGGCGUGGCAAAGUGUUAGCUUCACGGCUCCCGGAUGCUCCCGGCAAGGCUGGAGAUGCCUGCUUUGCGUUGAUCCUGCGGAUCGCCUCAAUGAGUCAGGCAGCGCGCAAAGCUGUGGACUCGUCAGGCUGCUGCCUUCGACAUCCAUGGAUCGAAGAAAAGGACAGCAACCAUGAGAAGGUGACAGGCUCGUCAGACACAGACAUCUCGCCAACUACUGCUCGGAGAAAUGGUGGCUAUGGACGAAAGAAGAUGGAGGGAUGUGACACAUUGACGCUAUUUGGGGACGAACCAAGCGUUACGUAUUGGCAUGGCCCCCUGAAGGGUGCUGUGAAACAGAUCUCUGGCUCGGUUGGAAACGCAGUCGACUGCGUGGAGAUGCAGCUCAGAACUGGAAAAAAGCACUUCUAUGGCACCCAAGGUGGCUUUCAACACAAAAGCUGGCGCUUGCACCACGACGAGGUGAUUUUGGCUGUAGCGCAAGAGGAGCGCGACUCGUUUGUCGGGAACAGUGUGGUGUUCUACACCUCAGAGUGUCAGAUUAUUGCCCUCCAAGGGCAUGAUGCGACCAACCGAACGAGGUUGAUUGCGCCCAUUGGGAGUCAAAUCUCAGGCUUGCAAUUUGAAGGAAGCCAACUCACUGGAAUUUACCUGGAGCGUGUGCCCUUUGACGGCAGUCCUAUGGCUGUGUCAUCAAUCAUUGGACACGUAGGAUCUGCUGUAGACAAGCUGGUUCUACGGCUUCGUGAUGGCUCAACGCGGCGAUAUGGAUUUGAAGGAGGCUACCAAUGCGGUCCCUACAAUUUGGACGAUGAUGAAUACAUCCUCUUGGUGGAGCAGGAUCGUCGAGAUGCAUACCUGGGAAAUUCCAUCGCCUUCGUGACUUCCAAAGGCAAAAUCUGGGAAUUCAGAGGAAUGCAGGCAUCACGAUCCCGUCGGUUUGUGGCACCUCCGGAUCGACAGAUUUGUGGUCUGUUUGGGCUUCAACGGGAGUCACUUGUCAGUGGCUGGGAUCUCAGAGUGCCUUCCUUCGCCACAGAUAAAACGAUUCGAAAGCUGGGAGGUGACGUUAUGUCCGGUAUGUGGAUGUAUUUGGAUCACUUGUGGAUGCAGCAUGAUGCAGCACAUGGCAUGAGAGUGCAAUGCAGUGCAAGAGAGUGCAAGGUGCUUCACUUCUUUGAACAAUAUUUGGAGUAUCGACAGCUCCAGAAGAAUAGAGAAUCUGCUGUGCCGGAGGAAUUUCAAGGCAUCGUAGAUGAAGCCAAGUUCCUGGAAUCUCAGGCGUACCAGAAGGACAAGCGACUCUUUGGGUUUGUCAAAGAUUGGGUGAGUUUCAUUUUUGACAAGGUGCAACUGUUUCUCAUCACACCUUGGCUUUGGCAUUAUGCAGUCAGCGUUUUUGGAGAGGAGGCAGAGUACAGCUGCACCCUCUUUUUCCUCUUCCUCCUGCAGUGGGUGGAAAAGCCAAUUAGCAUUCCGUUCUCACUCUAUUCCAAUUUUGUGGUGGAGGAGAAGCACGGCUUCAACAAGAUGACAGUAAAGCUGUUCGUCACAGAUCUCAUUAAGAGCGAGAUUUUGACGUAUGUCUUCGGUGGUUUGCUGGUGCCAAUGUUGAUUUGGAUUGUGCGCUACUUUGGGGCAGGUUUCUACUUGUACCUCUGGGGAUUUGUUCAGUGUUUGAUGAUGGCUUUUAUGUGGAUCUAUCCGAAUCUCAUCCAGCCCCUCUUCAACGAGUUCAAGACGCUGCAGGAUUUGGAGCUCAAAGAAAAGAUCGAGGCUUUGGCUGCAGAGGUGAGCUUUCCGUUGACGAAACUCUUUCAGAUCGACGGGUCCAAGAGAUCUGGGCACAGCAACGCAUACUUCUUUGGCUUUUGGAAGUACAAGAGAAUCGUGCUCUACGACACAUUGCUGCACUUGAAGCACGAUGACAUCCUAGCCAUCCUUUGUCAUGAAUUAGGUCAUUGGAAAUUUGGCCACACACUGAUGAAUCUGGUGAUUGCCUCUGCUCACACCUUCGUUCUUUUCUGGUUGUUCGACCUGGUGAUGUACUCAGAGGUGUCCAGCCAGAUGGUGAAGCAGUUUGGUUAUGGUGAGACAAAUGCUGUCAUGGUUUCCUUGAUGCUGUUCAUGCUGUUGGUGAGUCCAACCGAGCAGUUGCUUAGUCUGUUGAUGACCAUGCUUAGCCGCCGGAACGAAUUCCAAGCAGAUAGCUUCGCGGCGAAGAUGGGAAAAUCCGAUGGUUUGCAGAGUGGUUUAUUUCAGAUACACGAAGAGAACAAGGGCGAUCUGAACCCAGAUCCGCUGUAUUCCUGGUACCACUUCUCGCAUCCCCCAUUGGUCGAGCGGCUUCGUGCCCUGAAGGCCAUCGAAGCGGAAUCGGCAAAGAAGGUCUCGUAGGGAAAUGGACCCGAUGGACCCGAUGGACCAAAAGAUGCUGCCCCAAGUGGUGUCAGAAUCUGUCACAAACUUUGCCGCGGCCC